GCAUAAAUUUAAUUAAUGAUUGAGGAAGAAUACAGACCUGAAGACAAGGCUUCCUUCAAAAAGAAAUACAAAGUAUUUUAGACUCUUGCUUCAAUGAUUCGAUAAAGAGGUUAUUUUGAAUCCACUCCUGCUAAACUUGUAGAGGAUGAGUCUUUCGAAAUAUUUGAAUCGAAAUAUCGCGAUAAUUUACCAGAGAAAAUAGUAUGUUUCAAAGUAGACAAUUUCAUUAAUAAUUGAAUAGAGAGAGGAUGAGACAGACAAAUUGCUUAUCAUCUUUUACACUAAAUAAGCAGCUCUCACUUUGGAUGAAGCAAAAAAAAUCGUUUAGGAUUUCUCCAACAAGUAAGUUAAGAGGCUCAUCAUGUUAUUUCCAACUGACCCUUUUGCAACAAAACCAUAAGUGGUGGAUAAAAAGGCAAGAACUUUUAUCGAUCAAGUUAAUUCCCUUUAAAAUUACUCAUUUGAGUUGUUUGGAGAAGAUGAUUUAGUCUAUGACGUUACCAAGCAUGAAUUAGUGCCUCAACAUAUUAUCUUGAAUGAAAGAGAAAAAGAAGUAAAACUAUAUGUGAUUACACUUAGUUAUUAUUAAAAAAAUAUGGGUUAGUAGAUAAUCAAUUGCCAAGGAUUCUACAAAGCGACCCAAUUGCCAGGUUUUUGGGACUCCAUCAUGGAGAUGUAGUAAAGAUCAUAAGAAAAAGUGAAACAGCAGGAUUAUAUGUUACCUACAGAAUAGCCAUAUGAUUUGAAAUAUAAAUUAGCUAAUGUUAAAUACCAUUUAAGUGUC
Messenger RNA from Paramecium octaurelia, 784 nucleotides. NCBI's taxonomy places the organism in Eukaryota, Ciliophora, Oligohymenophorea, Peniculida, Parameciidae. The record is from the annotation of a GenBank genome assembly.